AGUCUGUGGACGUCAAUUUGCGGAAAAACAUCAACAAACUAACUUGCGUUAGAGGGGAGCCAGUUUUUCACAUUUACUAUUCGUUUUUCACGAUUUCCACUAAACCAAAAUACUUGUGCUGCCAUGUUUACGGUGGUACCUUCGAGAUUUGCUGGAUUAAAAAUCGAAGACGAUGACGAUGGGUUUCGGAAACCAAGGCAAAAAUCGAAAUCCAAUGCAACCACCAAACCCAAAGCGGCUCCAGGGAAAAGCUCAACUGCGCAGCAAACAGCUCCUCAACAGCAACCAAAAAAACCUAAACCAAAACCUCAAAAGGCUAAGCCUUCGAAUGAUACAAUGCAAGAGGAGCAGUGGUCCAAAUGGCAACAGAAGGAUACGGAGCUGGUAGAGAAGUCAUACGUGAGCGAUCUCGAACAAGCGCUUCUUCUUUCCAAGCUAGAUUUCGAGGCGAACAAAACAAAGUACAAUCAGCUGGAAAGGGAAGCGAAACAGUCGGCAGCCAAAGACAAAAAACCCAAAACGCUAUCCUUGCAAGAAUUCCAAGAUAAAGUCAGCAAGGAGUUGAAUGAAAAGCAGCUACAGAGAAAGCGCGAGCAACAGGAAGCAGAAUAUAAUAGAAACUACACCUUUUUCGAACAAAUCGAUCUCGAAACCAAACAAAUUCUCAACAAAGAGCAGAUGAAAGCUCUGUUAAAGCAAAACAAUUCAAAAUCUGCAAACAGUAAGGAAUCUCCCAAGGAAGACAACUCACCGACGGCGGAACCAUGCCUCAGCGAAUUAGAUCUGCUUAAAGUGGAAAACUUGAAUCUAAAGGAAGAAAUUGCUGUGCUCCGUGAUCGAUACAGAAAGGUGGUAGCAAUGCUUAAAAAUGGAGAAAUGAAAGAGAAAACGGAGUUGAUGAUUGAAAUCGAAAAGCUACGGAAGGUGCAAGAAGACAUGACGACGGAAAUGACCACGCUGUAUGGGCAGCUGGAGCAAGCCAAGUCGCGAACGAACCAAGAGGCCAAGGGAAAGGAAAAACCGACCAAUCGCUAAACGGCAACAGGAUUUGAGGCUAGAUGCUAGAAUAAUUAUCGAAUUAUCCAAUUAAUUAUUAAUUAACUUAAGUCAGUAUUCCAUUGCAUUUGCAUGAAGAUCUCCAAUUAAGCAUUAUGUCUGCAGCAGUAAGGACUGAAUUUAAUUUCCUUGUAAUGAAUAAUAAACUGAAUUCGUUAAAUGAAA
Molecule: messenger RNA, 1221 nt
Organism: Anopheles stephensi (Asian malaria mosquito)
Lineage: Eukaryota; Metazoa; Arthropoda; Insecta; Diptera; Culicidae
Product: G kinase-anchoring protein 1-A-like
Exons: 2
Coding region: 124-1035 (303 amino acids)
Biological process (GO): signal transduction
Cellular component (GO): Golgi apparatus
Source: RefSeq, a predicted model, not a curated record